GAAGGUGGAUCUAUUAAACCUCCCGGCGGUCUCUCCAAGUGGACCAAAUCUCCAGCAUGGAUGUAAGAUUUUACCCGGCUGCGGCAGGCAGCGCGCUCCCCGGAGACCCCUCCAACCUGGACUUUGCCCAGUGUUUGGGUUACUACAACUACAACAAGUUUGGAAACAAUAACAACUACAUGAACAUGGCAGAAGCAAAUAAUGCAUUUCUUGCUGCAAAUGAGCAGACGUUCCAUACGCCAAGCCUUGGGGACGAGGAGUUUGAAAUCCCACCCAUUACCCCCCCGCCCGAAUCAGACCCUGCACUGGGCAUGGCAGAUAUCCUGCUCCCCUUUCAGGGCCUUGCAGACCAGCUGCCUGCACAAGGAAAUGAAUUUACACCUCAGUUUCCCCCCCAGAGCUUGGAUCUUCCCUCUAUUACAAUAUCCCGGAAUCUCGUGGAGCAAGACGGCGUCAUCCACAGCAAUGGACUGCAUAUGGAUCAGAGUCACACACAAGUUUCCCAGUACCGCCAGGAUCACUCUCUGAUUAUGAGAUCUAUUGUCCAUAUGACUGAUGCUGCUCAUUCGGGAAUUAUGCCUCCAUCUCAGCUCACCACCAUUAACCAGUCUCAGCUGAGUGCGCAGCUGGGGCUAAAUUUAGGAGGCACUAAUUUGCCACACACUUCUCCCUCCCCUCCUGCAAGUAAAUCAGCCACUCCUUCCCCAUCUAGCUCUAUCAAUGAAGAAGAUGCAGAUGAAUCAAACAGAGCUACUGGAGAAAAAAGAGCUGCCCCAGAUUCUGGCAAGAAGCCCAAGACUCCAAAGAAGAAGAAAAAGAAAGACCCCAACGAGCCACAAAAGCCAGUGUCAGCAUAUGCCCUUUUCUUCAGGGACACACAAGCUGCAAUUAAAGGACAGAACCCGAAUGCUACAUUUGGAGAUGUUUCAAAAAUAGUGGCAUCUAUGUGGGACAGCUUAGGAGAAGAACAAAAACAGGUAUAUAAAAGAAAAACUGAAGCUGCCAAAAAAGAAUACCUAAAGGCACUUGCUGCCUACAGAGCAAGCCUUGUUUCUAAGGCUGCUGCAGAAUCUGCUGAGGCCCAGACAAUUCGUUCUGUUCAGCAAACACUGGCAUCCACAAAUUUGUCUUCCUCCCUUAUUCUGAAUAGUUCUCUUUCUCAACACGCGACGGUGUCGGCGUCUCCCCAAUCUCUCCAGCAGCCCCUUUCCAGAGCAAUUGCUCCAAAACCCUUGACCAUGAGACUGCCAAUGAAUCAGAUUGUAGCCUCUGUUACCAUUGCACCAAACAUGCCGACAAACAUUGCAGCUCCCUUGAUAAGCUCCAUGGGCACAAACAUGGUGGCAACGCCGUCCUCAUCUCAAGUCAGUCCCUCCCUGCAAAGCCAGCAGCACCAGAUGCAGCAGCUCCAGCAACAGCAGAUGCAGCAGAUGCAGCAGCAGCAGCUACAUCAGCAUCAAAUGCAUCAGCAAAUACAACAGCAAAUGCAGCAGCAGCAUUUUCAGCACCACAUGCAGCAACAUUUGCAGCAGCAGCAGCAUCUUCAGCAGCAGAUUAAUCAGCAGCAAAUGCAACAGCAACUGCAGCACAUACAGCUUCAGCAAAUGCAGCAGCAGCAAAUGCAGCAUAUGCAACACCAGUCACAGCCUUCUCCUCAGCAGCAUUCUCCAGGAGCCCCGCAGAUCACUUCUCCCAUCCCUGCCAUUGGGAGCCCUCAGCCAGCACCUCAGCAGCACCAGUCACAAAUACAAUCUCAGACACAGACUCAAGUAUUGUCGCAGGUCAGUAUUUUCUGAAGAUAAAUGAUCUUGCAACAUGGCUUUGUGUUGAUGGAGGGGUUAGGGGUAAACCAUAUUUGGCUGAAAACUGUAAAUUGUUGAUGGUAGUUAUGCAGGGAUGCAUAACAGAUCAAAUGAUCCUCUAAAGUGUCUAUUAGAUAGGCAAUAAAGAACUACAAUGUAGCUGUGUAUCAUCUUUUAGCUGACUAUAAAUCAUUUUGUUUAAAAAAAAAAAUGCUGUUCUCUUUUUCAUGUGAUGCCUUUUUAAUUUAUUUAAGCUUUACCUACAAUAUGUGAAUCAACUGGCCUAAUAAAUACCUGGACCUUAUGACUGCAAAA
This is a messenger RNA of Sturnus vulgaris (Common starling), 2117 nucleotides long. RefSeq names its product TOX high mobility group box family member 3 (gene TOX3). The record is from RefSeq and is a predicted model, not a curated record. Lineage: Eukaryota; Metazoa; Chordata; Aves; Passeriformes; Sturnidae. Gene Ontology annotation, molecular function: chromatin DNA binding. Gene Ontology annotation, biological process: regulation of transcription by RNA polymerase II. Gene Ontology annotation, cellular component: nucleus.